Dalotia coriaria is the source of this 1070-nucleotide messenger RNA. Its product is annotated as superoxide dismutase [Cu-Zn]-like. Lineage: Eukaryota; Metazoa; Arthropoda; Insecta; Coleoptera; Staphylinidae. The transcript has 3 exons. Bases 118 to 858 code for a protein of 246 amino acids. Gene Ontology annotation, biological process: superoxide metabolic process. Gene Ontology annotation, molecular function: copper ion binding. The record is from RefSeq and is a predicted model, not a curated record.
GCGCGGCGCAUCGCCUACCGUCGUCUUCUCAUAUUUAUAAUCCGCGGCGCGAAUUUGACGAUCACUUGGGUUUUGAUUUUUUCGCCGACACAGUGUGCAAAACAAUAAGUUAUAAUAAUGUCGAGGGAUAAAAUAAUAUUCGGAGUACUAUGUGUGGUGUGUUUGUUUGAUUUAAUGUCUACAUCGACGAUAACAAGAAUACAAAUGCAUCCAUCGGGUUUACUACCGGCAAAUGCGGAUGGUAAAACACAGACGCGUGCGCAGAGAGCGCUGUACCCCUACGGAGGGUUGCGGAAGCCGUUGGUGAUUAAACCCUAUGCAGCGAUACCAAAUAUACAAAGCGAAUUGUACGAAGUUUAUAUGGAACCAUUUAAUUAUGACUUAAGAUCAGUGCAGGCUUUAGUUUUAUUACAAGGAGAAGGCGAGAGUCCUGUUAAAGGAGAAUUGCACUUUGUGCAGCGUCACCCACCAGCAGGUCCUGUGAUAAUCCGCGGAAAUAUAACAGGAUUGCCAACUGGUAAACACGGAAUGCACAUUCAUCAAGCAGGUGAUAUGCGCAACGGAUGCGAAAAGUUAGGCGAACAUUACAACCCUUAUUUGUUACAUCAUGGCGGUCCGCGUGAUCCUGAAAGACACGUUGGUGAUUUAGGAAAUGUGGAAGCCAACGACGACGGCAUUGCCGAUGUUAGCUUAGUCGAUCAUUUAAUGAAUCUUAACGGACCACGAGGUGUAGUUGGUAGAGCGUUGGUUAUCACCGAGAAAGAAGACGACUAUGGGCGGGGAGGAACAGCGGACAGUGUAAACACUGGCUCCGCAGGUAAACCGAUUGCAUGUGGUAUUAUCGCGUAUGUUCGAUAAGACAUUCGAUGGCGAUAAGCAAAAAAAUGCAACACAUAUCAAGCGAAUAUAAAGAAAGACUUAAAAAAUGAAUAAAAAUGUAAAAAUUUGUAUGUAUCUUUAAAUAUUAUGUGUAAUUAUAAUUAGUUUCUGCUAGGAAUAUGUAUGACUAAGUGUAAAAACGAAAAUUUAUAUCAAAAUAAAAUAUUAUAAAUAAAUAAGUACUCACAUUA